AUGAAGAUUGUGAUUUUGGCCUUGUUUGUUGCUGGGGCGUACGGCUGCGGCCUGCCAACCUACCCUCCUGUUGUGAGCAGAGUGGUCGGAGGAGUGGAUGUCCGCGAGCACAGCUGGCCCUGGCAGGUGUCGCUGCAGUACCAGAGUGGCAGCAACUUCUACCACACCUGUGGAGGUACUCUGAUCUCCAGCGAGUGGGUCCUGACUGCUGCUCACUGCAUUGGAAGUCGUACCUACAGAGUGUACCUGGGCAAACAUGACCUGACAAAAAAUGAGGCCGGCUCCAUCGCAAUCAGCCCCGCUAAAAUCAUCGUGCACGAGAACUGGGACUCUGCCAGAAUCCGCAAUGACAUCGCCCUGAUUAAGCUGUCCACCCGCGUGGACUUCACUGAUGCCAUCCACCCCGCCUGUCUGCCCCUUGCUGGGAACGUGCUGCCCAACAACUACCCCUGCUAUGUCACCGGAUGGGGUCGCCUCUGGACUGGAGGUCCCAUUGCUGACAUCCUGCAGCAGGCCCUCCUCCCUGUGGUGGACCAUGCCACCUGCUCCAGGUACGACUGGUGGGGCAGUCUGGUCACCACCAGCAUGACCUGUGCCGGAGGAGACGGACAACUGGCCAGCUGCAACGGAGACUCCGGUGGUCCUCUGAACUGCAAGGGUAGUGAUGGUGCCUGGGAGGUUCACGGUAUCGUCAGCUUCGGCUCCAGUCUGGGCUGCAACUACCCCAAGAAGCCCUCUGUCUUCACCAGGGUCAGCGCCUACUCCUCCUGGAUCAACAACGUGAUGACCACCUACUAAGAAGUGGAUUGGUUUUCAUAGUCAUGUUUGUCGUUGCACAAAAUAAACAGACUGACCAAAUUG
Molecule: messenger RNA, 861 nt
Organism: Periophthalmus magnuspinnatus
Lineage: Eukaryota; Metazoa; Chordata; Actinopteri; Gobiiformes; Gobiidae
Product: chymotrypsin-like elastase family member 2A
Exons: 8
Coding region: 1-798 (265 amino acids)
Biological process (GO): proteolysis
Molecular function (GO): serine-type endopeptidase activity
Source: RefSeq, a predicted model, not a curated record